AUGAGAGUGCAGAGUGUUAUCCUCCUGCCCCUGCUGAUCUCGGCAGCCCUGGGUGCCUGCCCUCUGCCAGCGGAUUUGAAAGAUCCUGAUGGAAACAAACUCUGCGCUCGUUUAUACGAGGACAGCAGCCCCUACUAUGACGACUGCUGUGGUGGGAAAUACCUGGAUGUUCAAGUGGGGGAAGAUAUCCCCUAUAUCAAACUUGGAUGGAAUAACCGUAUAUCUUCUGUGGUGGUGGCCCCAAGGUGCGAGCUGACCGUUUGGUCAAAGAAACCAAAGGAUGGUUCCACACGUAAAUUCAGCAGCGGGGCUUAUCCACGACUUGAAGAGCUCAAAAAGGGUCUUUUCGGGACCUGGGAUGACUCCAUCUCUUCCUAUUAUUGCAAGUGUACUUAA
Molecule: messenger RNA, 396 nt
Organism: Pelobates fuscus (common spadefoot toad)
Lineage: Eukaryota; Metazoa; Chordata; Amphibia; Anura; Pelobatidae
Gene: SYCN
Product: syncollin
Exons: 1
Coding region: 1-396 (131 amino acids)
Biological process (GO): exocytosis
Cellular component (GO): secretory granule membrane
Source: RefSeq, a predicted model, not a curated record